Anthonomus grandis grandis is the source of this 590-nucleotide messenger RNA. RefSeq lists its product as uncharacterized. Gene Ontology annotation, cellular component: extracellular region. Bases 134 to 496 code for a protein of 120 amino acids. The record is from RefSeq and is a predicted model, not a curated record. Gene Ontology annotation, molecular function: chitin binding. The transcript has 3 exons. Lineage: Eukaryota; Metazoa; Arthropoda; Insecta; Coleoptera; Curculionidae.
CAAUAAAUAUACUUAAUCAAUUUCUCCAAUUAAUCUUAUCAUUUUGAUUUUUUUAUCCGCUGACGGGUGGAAAUUAUUUUGAUCAACAAAUCGUCAUUACCUAUAAUAGUAGAUCCCAUCCUUUGUCGCUGAGAUGUGGCUACAUUAUAUUUUUGUCAUAUUGGCAAGCGCAUAUAUUGUACUAAGUCAAGAUAUAGCAACCAGCAAUGAAGAUGUUUUAAAAAACAGCAUAUUAAAGGCAAAUGAUGUUACUUUUCCAGACUAUUGUAAGAAUGACUUGGGAGAAAAAGUUUAUGGAACAAUUAGAUUUAAAACGGACUGCAGGAAAUAUGUUCAAUGUGGCCACCAAGUUGAACAAAUAAUGUGGUGCCAAUCAGGUCUUUUGUUCAACAACAUUAAAAAAUGGUGCGAUUGGCCCCUUUCGGCGAACUGCAUUGACUUCCCCGCCAAAGACAAAACCAAACUAGUCAUCCCGGCUCACAGCAUAUCUUGGUAAAUUUAUUAAAAAAAAACAAACAACUAAAUUAUUUAUAUCUCUAUUUAUCAUUUUUGUACAAUAGUUAUAAUAAAACCACCUUUUAAUACUAAAA